Messenger RNA from Oryctolagus cuniculus (rabbit), 2251 nucleotides. Lineage: Eukaryota; Metazoa; Chordata; Mammalia; Lagomorpha; Leporidae. The record is from RefSeq and is a predicted model, not a curated record.
AGUGUUGCUUUUCUGUUUUCAGGGAUGACUCUGUUCCAGAAGACAACAUCUGGAGGGGCAUCCUGUCUGUCGUUUUCUUCUUCCUUAUCAUCAGCGUGUUAGCUUUCCCCAAUGGUCCAUUUACUCGGCCCCAUCCAGCCUUAUGGCGAAUGGUUUUUGGGCUCAGUGUGCUCUACUUCCUGUUCCUGGUGUUCCUGCUCUUCCUGAAUUUCGAGCAGGUGAAGUCCCUCAUGUACUGGCUGGAUCCAAACCUUCGCUACGCCACCAGGGAAGCAGAUAUCAUGGAGUACGCCGUGAACUGCCACGUGAUCACCUGGGAGCGCAUCGUCAGCCACUUCGAUAUAUUUGCAUUUGGGCACUUCUGGGGCUGGGCCAUGAAGGCCCUGCUGAUCCGCAGUUACGGCCUGUGCUGGACAAUCAGCAUCACCUGGGAACUGACCGAACUCUUCUUCAUGCAUCUCCUGCCCAACUUUGCGGAGUGCUGGUGGGAUCAGGUCAUCCUGGACAUCCUGCUGUGUAACGGCGGCGGCAUCUGGCUGGGCAUGGUCGUCUGCCGGUUCCUAGAGAUGCGGACGUACCACUGGGCCAGCUUCAAGGACAUCCACACCACCACCGGCAAGAUCAAACGAGCCGUGCUGCAGUUCACGCCCGCCAGCUGGACCUAUGUUAGAUGGUUUGAUCCCAAGUCUUCUUUCCAGAGAGUGGCCGGAAUAUACCUAUUCAUGAUCAUCUGGCAGCUGACUGAGUUGAAUACCUUCUUCCUGAAACAUAUCUUUGUCUUCCAAGCCAGCCACCCAUUAAGUUGGUGUAGGAUUCUCUUUAUUGGCUGCAUCACGGCUCCCACAGUGAGGCAGUACUACGCCUACCUCACCGACACACAGUGCAAGCGCGUAGGAACACAGUGCUGGGUGUUCGGGGUCAUUGGUUUCCUGGAAGCUAUUGUUUGCAUAAAAUUUGGACAAGAUCUCUUCUCUAAGACCCAAAUACUCUAUGUUGUGCUUUGGCUUCUUUGUGUGGCCUUCACCACCUUCCUGUGUCUGUACGGCAUGGUCUGGUACGCGGAGCACUAUGGCCACCGGGAGAAGACCUACUCAGAGUGUGAAGACAGCACCUACAGCCCGGACAUCUCCUGGCACCACGGGAAAGGUUCUGAAGACAGCCCACCCAAGCAUUCAGGCAACAAUGAGAGCCAUUCUUCCAGAAGACGGAAUCGGCAUUCCAAGUCCAAAGUCACCAACGGAGUUGGAAAGAAAUGAAAGACCCUGGUUAAUCAAAGAUGUCCCAGAGAGUGCCUAGAACUGAGAGGGAAGCAGAACUCGUUUAGAUCUCCCCGUUAGGAGGUCGGGACGCGCAGAGCCAACGAGAAGAGGAGCGGGAACGGUGGGGGGGGUCAUUGUGUGAAGAGCGUUAAGUCUUGUUUCCCAAAGACCUGGCCGCAGCAGGCGGAUCUUUGCCUGGGGUCCUUUGCCAAUUUAGGGUCUGCCCUAACUUCAGCACUUGGCACACAGUCACCGGGAACAGUGCCGUGUGUUGGGCGGACAAGGCAGCUCUUCACUCAGUGUUGCCAAGGGCAGCUGCGGGCUGCUCUGUGUUGUGGGUGCCGUUCAACACCUACGUUGAGACAAGGUGUUAACUGGACGGUUAAUGGACUGGUCACCGGUUUUUAUUUUUAUGAAUCUGCCUUUCCAUAUGAUUGGUUUGUGUAAGUUCAGGCCAUUUUUCUGUCUUUUAUUUUGUUGUUUCUGUUUUUAAGUUUAGGAUGCUUAAGAGCCUUCAGAAGCCACUGUUGAAACUGGGGGAGGGCUCCCCUUCCUUGAAUCUAGAGAGGAGAAGGGGGAGCGCUCUUGCGUUCCUGUCUAGCAACCUCAGCCCCCCUUUGAAGACCUUCUGCCGCGCGGCAGGUGCACUGCAGUCUGAGGAAGGGUUGGCUGCCUGCAUAGGAACCUGAGCUUCACAUCCGAACCCAUUUCGUUCCGUUGCAAAUGUCACUUGUCCAGACUGACCCACCAUGCACAAAAGCAAACCUGUGACAGGGGCAGUGAACACCACGGCUCCUCCCCCAGCCAGGUGCCUUUUACCUUCGCUCUGUUUUCCUUCCCUGGUGUGUUACAGCUGACACUGUCUUUAGUCCCGUGUGAGGUGCUGGUGAGUAUUACCUUCCAUGCGUGCCAUGCUCUGGAACACUCUCCCCGGUAGUUCACCACCUCUGAUGGAUUCCUGUUUUCAAUAAAACACGCGCAAGCCCGUCAAA